Eurytemora carolleeae is the source of this 2162-nucleotide messenger RNA. Its product is annotated as TBCC domain-containing protein 1. Lineage: Eukaryota; Metazoa; Arthropoda; Copepoda; Calanoida; Temoridae. Gene Ontology annotation, biological process: maintenance of centrosome location; maintenance of Golgi location. Gene Ontology annotation, cellular component: spindle pole centrosome. The coding region runs from base 17 to 1495 and encodes 492 amino acids. The record is from RefSeq and is a predicted model, not a curated record. The transcript is spliced from 11 exons.
UCAGAUGAUUUGAACAAUGUUUAAGUUUUUUGUCAACUCUGAGGUUUUUGAAAACCUCCUCCUUCCAGGGAGACUUGGAGCUAAUUUUACAUUUGACGGGAUACGAAGAAUUCAAUCCGUCCUGCUCCGGGGGAAUUUAAACCAGAUUACUGAAGAUUAUUUUGUUAAACUGUGUUCGGAGCACUGUGAUUUAUACCAAGAGAAUUCUCGGGCCUUAUUCAUCUGUACUCAUCGUUUUUUUAACAGAAAUGAAGGAGAAGAAGAAAUCAGCACAAAUCUUCUUCUCUUCUCUCUGUUUCUCCAACUUUUUGAAGUUUACACCAAAAGACUGACUAGAUCUCGCUCAGUUGACCGAUUAUCCACCGAGCGCUGGCCUGGCAAACCUGAGUUGGAUGAGCAGAGAAAACAUCACAAGACUUACGACGAAGAUCUUCAUGUUCAGUUUUAUCAAGAACGGAUUAAAGAUCUUUGGGAAAUUCUAUGUCUCAAAGACGACCUGAAGGACCGUAACAGAGUGUGGGAUACUGCCUUCACUGUGUUAAAAAAUGAUGAAAAAAUAUUGUUCCCAGAAGUUUUGAAAACAAUCCCACCAGAAGAAAUCAUUUUAACCAUUCAAAAACACUUAAAAACAACACGUGAGGGAGUUCUAGCAUGUAUUAAAACUGAUGGGAAAAGAAUAUCUUGGCCUCUUGGUGAAAUCAAGCCGCCCAAGAAGAUAGAGAAACCAAAAAUGGCGACCAAUGCGCACGUGCUAAUGCCGCGUAAACUGAUUGUGAUUAGCAAGCUUUUAUACAAAACAGUUGCAAGACGUUCAAGCACUUUGGUCGGGGCACAUGUUAAAAUCCACAGGUGUAAUAAUUCCUUUCUGUAUCUUCUCUCCCCUCUAAUGUCCUUAACAAUCACUAAGUGCGUGAAUACAACUAUUGUAACGGGACCUGUUCAUGAAAUCCUAAGGGUUCAAGGCUGUAGUGGCCUCAACCUCAUGUCUCUGGCCUCCCUGGUCCUUGUCGGAGAGACCUGGGACUCUAGCCUCUACAUGAGAACGGAGAAGAGACCAAUAAUUGAUAGAAGAACCUCGGGCAACCUCGGUCUUUAUCCGUACAAUGUUAACUACGUUGGUCUAGAUUCCGAUUUAAAGAGUUGGCGAGGAAAAUCUAGGUUGGAUUUCUACCCUACUCCUCUUCUCAUAAACCCUGAAGGAACAAACUCCGUUCUAGUUCCACAGAAUUCAAUCCAGUUCUCUCAGUUCUUCAUCCCUUUCUUAAACCUUAACAUCAAAUCUUUAACAGAACUUCCAGAUGAAUUCCGAUGUGAACUAGAGAAGAGAGAAGAACCAGUGAAAGCUUGGAAAGUUUUUCUAGAAUCUCAGGAUUUGACCUCUGAAGAGACUGAUCUUGUUGAUUCUGAAGUAAAUGAUGAAUUCAAAAAAUGGUUACAAACAAAUAACGCAGAAAUAAAGGGGCUAGAAUCCCUAGCUAACAACAUGAAGAUCUAAAACUCUAAAUCUUCAAUGAUCAACAACAUCAAUCUUCAGUGAUCAUUAACAACAACAUGAAGAUCAAAAAUUCUUAUUAUUCAGUGAACAACAACAACAACAUGAAGAUCUAAAAUUCUUAAUCUUCAAUGAUCAUUAACAACAACAUGAAGAUCUAAAAUUUUUAAUCUUCUGUGAUCAUCAACAACAGCAUGAAGAUUGUGAUCAAUAUCAACAACAUGAAGACCUAAAAUUUUUAAUCUUCAGUGAUCAUUAACAACAACAUGAAGAUCUAAAAUUCUUAAUCUUCCGUGAUCAAUAUCAAGAAUAUGAAGAUCUAAAAUUCUUAAUCUUCAAUGAUCAACAACAACAGCAAUAUGAAGAUCUAAAACUCUCAAUCUUUAGUGAUCCUUAACAACAACAACAUUAAUAAAAUUCUUUUGAGCUUAAAUACUCGGAACAGAAAAGAUCUAAGCCUCAAGAUCCUCAAUGCACUGGUGACUGAAAAUUUAAGAUCUCUAAAUUCUGCUUUUUUUUAUCAAACAAUAGUCUUUGUAAGGAGAAUGAGCCAUUUAAACGAAAGUGAUAAUUACAGACUGUAUAGUCUUUAGUCUAAAUAUUUUGAUCUCUUGAUAAAAUAAUGAUAAAUUUUACUUUUUAGUAUUAUAAUUAUAAAUUAGUUAAAAAG